AUGUUUCUGGACACAUCUGACACCCUGCCUCCACUGACCCCCAUGGCAUCGACAGGGGAGGAGCAGUCGCCAGCCGUACUGGUCACUGCCAACUUGGGUCCCCAAAAGACCCAGCAUCGCCCCUCUGUUGGCCGUGUAAACCGCCUGCGUCAUGGUUCUGGGCAAAGCGUGGUGUCUCAGCCUUCAAGCGGCCUCGGGAACCCAGCUCUGUCAAGCCUUGUACAUUGGUCAGCUCUGCUGUCUGUGCUGGCGGUUGUGGUGGUGACUCUCGGCUGCUAUCGUCGCUUCUCCCCGCACGCAGAGCCGCAAAGGGGGAUCCGGAGACUGGCAAACUGGGGAGGCAGCUGGGGCCAUGGGAGGUCCGCACUCACUGGGAUUCGGUGGGCCCAUGGUCCCGAUGAUGACCCGGAGCUCUCAGCCGUCCUCGAGAUGUGUUUGGACAUGGAAGAAGAGAAUCAUGGGCUGCUCCCGCUACAUUCUACUUUUCUGCCACAGUAUCGUGACGAUGAUUUGGCGAGACAGCGAGUGGCGCCGGCGACUCACCUCACCCCAGAGGUAGAGACCGUAGAAGCGGCGACUUACUUUAACCCAGAUAUGCAGGCCGAACAGCUGUUCCACGGUGUCGGCGCAACUGGACCCAGUAACUUGAGCAAGCUCGGGGAGUCAUUCCAGCAUAGCCAGCUCCUGCCUACAUACAUGCAACAGCCCGGCUGGCUGGCCGAAACCAGCCAACUGCACAAGCCCCACCAGUAUGGCGAGCAGAGCGAAGCCGACCAGUUCUAUGAACUUGACGACCUGAAGGGGCCCAUCGAGCUUAGUCAAAAUAAUGAGGUGAAACGGCCUGGCGAGCUGAGUGAGCGCAUCCAACUGCAACUGCUUUAUGAUUUGACCGAGCCGAGCCUCUUUGAAAAACCCAUGGAUUUAAACAUCUCCAAUGAGCCCACUUAUAUGACCAAUGAGGGAAACUCGAACGAGCUCCGCAAGUGGAACACGCCUAGCCAUUUGCAGCAAUUCAGCCAGAUAAGCCAUUCUGGCCAAGUGAAUGAUCCCAAUCAACAGGAACAGCUCAGCGGACCUAUCGAGCUGACCCGCCACAGUCAGCUGCGCCCGCCAAGGCCGACAGUCCAGCCCGGCCAACCCAACCAUAUGUACCAAAACAGUUUGAAACGCUUGCCUAACAGUUAUCCCUGCCAUUCCACCGACCCAACCUUACAAAGCCAGGAGGCGGAGCCGCCCUACGAGCAGCUGGGGACCAGUCAGCUGCGGCAGCCCAGCAAUUUGAAUCAGCCCGGCCAGGACAGUCAUUGUGACCAGCCCAGGCAGCCGGCGUCACAAAGACAAGCGUACGAGCAACGCGAGUUUGAACAUGUUGCCCAGCUGGGUUAUUUUAACCAGCAGGAAGGGCCCUGCCAGACGCCCCAGGCCAGCCCGCCGAAACAGCCCAAUCUGCUGCACUCGCAAAGUCCAGCAAGCCAGCCUGGCCAGCCCACCCAGCUCAGUAUGACCGAAGAUUCAGAGCAGCCCAUCUCGCUCACGCAGAAGAGCCCAUCGCAGCCCCUUAACUUGAGCCGGUCCGUUGACGCCCACCAUACCGACCAGCCCAAAGGGACCCACUACCCCGGCAGAACCAGCCAGCCGAGCCCACCCACGCAGGGGCACAAGCAGAAUCAACUUAAACAUCCCGGCGAGCGAAGUUGUUCAGAUCAGGAGAAAGAAUUCAUCCAGGUGCACCAGGCUAGCCCGCUGGUACAGCCCAAUCACCUGCACUCUCCAAGUCAAGCAAGCCGGCCUGGCCAACCCAUCCCCCACAAAGAGACCAAUGAGAUACACCAGCCCACUUCGCCCAUACGGGCAACCCUAUCAAUCCAAGCGCAGCAGCCUUAUCAGUUGAGAAUGCCCGGCGAGGCCCAGCAUCCUCAUGUACCCACAUGGCCGGGCCCGCUCACAAAAGUGCACUGUCCUAGCCAUUUGAGCAAUCCCCGCCUGCCAAAUCAUCCUCCCGAUCAGGAACAACCCAACGAGGCGCGCUCGCCAAGCCGUUUGAUCCGGUCUAGCGAGUUUAGUAAUUCCCUUGUGCCAUCGUACUCUCUCGAGGGUUCGUUUCUUGGGUUACUGCAACGCUCCCCCGUGGACACCGAAGCGGGGGACUUCGACGUGCCCACUUGGCUCGAUCCAGGUAAAAACAGGUAUAAGGGUUUUUUCGGAGAAUCUGGAUCUCCAUUGCCUGCCCCUAGCGACCGCCCAGCUACAGUGGUGAACUCACGGACAGUUUGCAGCUCAAAAUUUUCAGCCGUACCAGCGGUUGAUGAUCCAGAGCAGGCUCUGCGGAACGUUGUCGUCGUCACUGCGCCUUCUGUGGAUCCCGUUGCUAGCAACAAUCCUCAAAAAGACAGCCCUGAGGAGGCUGAAACCUCAAGCAAGAAAACGCCAAGGUCCAGAGCUCGAAAGCAUCGAUGGCAGUUCCACGAGUACCAACAUUCGGGCCCUUCAUUCACGGGACUGAAGCGGAGACGGCCGCGAGGCACAGGCCAAAAGGCCCGUGCCCGCGUCCCUGUAGAGCUGCCUUCGAAGGAAAAGGUGAGUGAGGCUCCCCCUCGAAAAAGCUCCGGUUCAGAGGAAAACCUGGGGGAGCAACCGACGAAAAAGGCAAAACAAAGCAACGACAAAGAAGACGAAGACGGGGAUGUCCUUUUACCAUUGAACUCUGUACAAUGCGUCGUUGUCGAUCCCCCUGAAAUCCGCAGCACGCAACCAGAUGGUGCGGUGAGCCAGCCGACGGAGGAGAGGCCAAGCUGCCCAGCACCGGCCGACAGCGUCCCUGCAAUGGGAAGCACACUCUUUAGAUGGAAUUCUCUAGAAUGGGAGGAAGACGAGGAGGAUGAUUUUCUAAGGAACCACCCGUUUUUCAGGCUUCCGAGACUGCAACCAGGGGCGAAGGUGCAGCAGUUUUGUGUGACUAGUGCGUUUGCCUUCCCCAACAUGGUCAGGCACCCAUCCCAAACACUUGGGUACAUGCGCACUGCGUUGGCGGGCGACACCCUUGGGGAGACGGAGGCCAACGGAGUUGUGCUUGCGGCACAGCGGGCCGUGAGUCAUCUGUUCCACUUCCAUCAGGGAGGAGUCCCGGAAGAACGCGUUGCCAACGCAGUGUUUGCACUCGCACACCGUUUCCUUAUUCUAGACUCACUACUCUGCGCGAUUGAGGUGUUGGGGCCCGCCAUGGUUCCUCAUCUGUGGUGGGAUGAUCUAUCCCGUUCUAUUCCGUCUGAUGUCCACCCGCAACACUUCCGCCACCACACCGAAAGCGGCUGGCAUUUGCAGGAACUUGCACUGAGACUAAGCACAGCAGUGACGGAGCUGAAGAAGGGUCACCGGCUACGACCUAAAGAAACAGUAAACCUCAAGCGUGAGCUCUUCUGUGAUGAGCUUUCACCCGCAGCCUUCAGAAAGAGAAAGUGGAAUUCGUGGAGGAACGAUGACGAGGAUUUCAUGAAGCAAGCGCUGUCGGCGUUUUGUAAAGAGAAUAAAACUACAUUCCCGUAG
Messenger RNA from Eimeria tenella, 3543 nucleotides. Its product is annotated as AGAP004734-PA, related. The transcript has a single exon. The coding region runs from base 1 to 3543 and encodes 1180 amino acids. Lineage: Eukaryota; Apicomplexa; Conoidasida; Eucoccidiorida; Eimeriidae. The record is from RefSeq and is a predicted model, not a curated record.